Linepithema humile (Argentine ant) is the source of this 2169-nucleotide messenger RNA. RefSeq lists its product as uncharacterized. The record is from RefSeq and is a predicted model, not a curated record. Lineage: Eukaryota; Metazoa; Arthropoda; Insecta; Hymenoptera; Formicidae.
GUUAGUAUUUUGUAUUUUGUAUUUCAAAUGUGUUUUGCCCAGCCCUGAAUAUAGUAUUAUAGAUGUCGCUUGCGAUCAUUUAAACAAAAAACUUUAUUUCAUGCCGGAAUUGUUUGUUUACUGCAAACAGUUUCUGUUAUACCACCGGCUUCGGCUUUUCGAAUUGCAUUGAAACGUCGUAACAUUGUUGUAAUAAUGCCGAAAAAGAGAAUAUAUGCAAAUAAGAAAGGGAGUAGAGCAAGUACUUCACGUGCAAGUCGAAGUUCAAUAAAGAGAAGGCAACCUUUAAAUAGGUAUUCUUUAGAAGGCGAAACUGAAAGUGUGAGCACGUCGGCGAAAAAACUGAAAACGAGUACGGACGAUUACGAGAUACACGUGAACAAAACUUUUGGGUAUUGUUUCAUUAAUUUUGUUACCGUUUUUACAAGCAUUUCGCAAUUAAUUGUUUGCAAAACGUGUGGCUCGAACAUCAAGUUUGAAGAAUCCAGUUGUCGCGGUCUAGAUUUCAAAAUUGCUGUUAUUUGUGAAAAGUGCGUGCCAAAAUAUAUUAACUCUAGCCCACUUAUAAACAAUCACGCUUACGACAUAAAUCGCCGAAUGGUAUUUACAAUGAGAUUACUCGGUAUAGGAAUUAAUGGGAUUAAAAAAUUUUGUGCAUUUAUGUGUUUGCCGAUACCAGUGUAUCAGUCUUUUUAUGACAAAAUAAUUUCAAACAUUCGUGUUGCCACUAAUGCUGUGUGUGGAACUUCAAUAAAACGAGCAGCUGCAAAAGAAAAAGAGAUGUCAUUGGAAAGAGGACAGAUAGACGGGAUAACAGUUUCUGGUGACGGAACCUGGAGAAAGAGGGGAUUUUCGUCUUUGUUCGGUGUCGUAUCACUAAUAGGGUGGUGCACGGGAAAAGUCGUCGACAUUGCAAUGAAAUCUAAAUUCUGUAAGGCCUGCAGUUUGUGGAACGGAAAGCAAAAUACAAGCGAAUAUGAAGAAUGGGCUGCAAAUCACGAAGCAAACUGCGAAAGAAAUCACGAAGGUUCGUCGGGAAAGAUGGAAGUAGACGCAGUCAUAGAAAUGUUUCAGCGGUCCGAAAAAUUGCACAAUUUAAAAUAUUCUCAUUACAUCGGUGACGGGGACAGCAAAACAUUCAAAGGCAUUUUAGAUUCGAAACCUUAUGAUGAUUUGAAUGUUUGUAAAAAAGAAUGUAUAGAUCACGUUCAAAAACGUAUGGGCACGAGAUUACGUAAUUUGAAAAAAAAUAUAAGAGGCCUUGGAGGCAGAGGCAAGUUGACGGGCAAACUGAUCGACGAGUUGACAAUAUAUUAUGGUCUAGCUAUUCGCAGAAAUCCUAAUUCCAUUGAAGAUAUGAGACGAGAAAUAUGGGCGACUUUAUUCCACAAGAUUUCCACGGACAGCGAACCGCAGCACGACCGUUGCCCAGUCGGAGAAAACUCUUGGUGUUCUUGGCAGCAGGCGAAAGCGCACAACGAAUUACAUCACUACCAACACAAAGCAGCUUUGAAUAAUGAAGUUUUUAAGGCUGUUCAACCAAUUUAUGAAGAACUAAGUCGAGACGAGUUGCUAUCCCGCUGUGUUGGCGGGUUUACCCAAAACAGCAACGAGAGCUUCAAUUCUGUGCUGUGGGCAAUAGCACCGAAAAUUGUUCAUAGUAACAAAGCAAUCGUUGAUAUUGCCGCAAAUAUUGCUGUUUGCAAUUUUAACGAUGGUUUGCACAGCAUAAUGGAAAUUAUGCAAGUCUUAAAUUUGAUAAUUGGCAGUACUUGCUACAAUUUCUGCGUUGAAACAGACGAACGCCGGAUCCGCGCAGCUGAGCGCGCCAUGACCAAGGAAGCUCAAGAAGCUCGUAGGCAGCAGACAUCAGCUCGGAAGGCCACAGAUGACGAGUAUAUAAAUGUAGAAGGUCAACUGUAUGGUGCAGGCAUUGCAGAUUAACGUCAGCCGGAAUCCUGCACACCGAUUGGACCGGCAUAGCGCAAAGGGUCAUCUUUGACGCCAUCUACAGGAUAUUCUUUUCAGUAUUUUUUAAUUAAAAAAUAUAUUUUAUAACUAAAAACUAUAAUAAAAUCAACCCUCAAAUCUGUUUUUUGAUUACUCUAUUCCUUAGAUGUGAAAAAAAUUAAUGAAAAAGAGGAAAAAUUUCUUACGCAAAGGUGUUAU